Candidozyma pseudohaemuli is the source of this 1479-nucleotide messenger RNA. RefSeq names its product Rxt3p (gene RXT3). The record is from RefSeq and is a predicted model, not a curated record. Lineage: Eukaryota; Fungi; Ascomycota; Pichiomycetes; Serinales; Metschnikowiaceae. The transcript has a single exon. The coding region runs from base 1 to 1479 and encodes 492 amino acids.
AUGUCCAAUUCCACACCGCCGACUCUGAGUCACGAGGAAAAGUACGGCGUCAAGCCGAGUGGAGGCAUCAAGCUUCCAUCGAUUGCGUUUUUAUCCAACCAAAAAGAGAGCUUUCUGCCAAUAGGAUCACAAGAAUUACCACGUCCAAGUACCGAAGGUCAUGCUCAGCAACCUCCACACCAACCUAUCAGCAGGCCCAUGUCUGCUGGAGUCAAUCCUGUGGACCACCACAUUUCAGCAUCAGGAACACCACCAGCCAUGACGAUACCAAAGCCUCACGAAUACGAUCAACACAACAAUUCUCAGUCUGUGACCCCUGGUGCCACGAAUAGUCCAGGAAGUGCCAAUGCAGACAAGCAAGCGCACGUGCAUCGUUCGUUAGACCCACAACACGCCAACAACCCCCACCAUCAUCACCACGUCCGCAAAGUUAGUGGAGGCGCACAUGGCCAUCAUCAUCACCAUCACCACCACCAUCACCACCGCCACUCGAGUCCUCAAACCCCACAAACGCAGCCAAAGGCAGCUGAUGAGGCUGAAGCUGAAAACGGCGCUGCAGAGAAGAAGGAUGAAGAUGUUCCCCAAGCAGUGGUUGCAAAAAAGGAGAAAGUUAUACCGUACGUGCUUGACAAGGGCCCUCUUGAGGAGCUUUUGAGGGACGUGUUUCCCAAGAGAAGGCACAUUGGCUCCAUAAUAUACAACCCCACGACGACGUGGGAGACCCUACAAUUCGAGAAUUUGCAAAUCGAUGAGCACGAUAAGCAGCAUCUUCGUGACAUACAGCAGAAAUAUGUGGAAAGGUACGGCGAACGUUAUCGCUCCGUUGACCCAGAGUACAUCCCUACCCUUCCUCCACUCACAGAAGCAGCUAUCAACUGUUUCGUUGAAAUCAAGAUACCCUACAAGUUCAUCAAGGAGUUCCUCGAGAACUGCAAUAGUGAAAAGGUCCAGCGCAAGAGAGAGCUUUGGGGCGGAGCUGGCGGCAUAUAUACAGACGACUCGGACAUUCUUGCCGUGCUCAAGCACCUUGGCGUUUUUGAUAACAACGCUGAUCUCUCAGAGACCAACCCCAAAUGGACUAAGCUGGAAGUGAUCAAACCUAUCGUGGUCCACAAAGACGGAGACGGGGUUGAUCUUCUAGACAUAUCCGUGACACUUCUCAUACUCCCGACAUUGAAACAGUACUACGGCUACUACAAAAAUGGUCUAAAUUCUAGGUCAUGGCUUGGAGACGAACCGCAUAGCGGUUUAUCUAUCGGCGUGUGGGGUGUAAAAUGGGAGACGUACAAUGCAUUCGCAGGGGAUAAGUCUAUACGCAAGAGAGCACAACGGGAAUUCGAGGGCGAUAGAGAAGCACAAAAAGUCAUUGUUGAGAACGGUCAAGGAUGGCGAUUUGACUCCAAGUGCUAUCGCAAGCUCAAGACAAAAUUCACAAAGCUUGGUAACGAUAAGAAUUCCGCGGAGGAAAAAUCUCACUAG